UCUCUCAAAAAGUGCUGCAAACAGAGAUUACAAGUUUUGUGUUCGCUUUUCUAAAACAAUUUUUUUACAAGAUUAUGCCCGCCUUCUGAUGGGCCGGUAAAACAUAAUGGAUAACAUUGUCUACGAUUUCGCCAAGAUCACGUUUCAGCCAAAGGAGGUGGGACUGACCGAGAACCGAAGUGCAACCAUUGCUAAUCUCUCCUGGAGAGUCAAGGAGAUGACCAUGACAGACAUUGAGAUGAUGCGUACCACUUCCAUACACCCGACACCAGGAGCAAUAGGAGGCACCGAGUCCGAGGACGAUGUAAGCAGCGAGUCCAAUGCCUCCGAUGAUGUCGACUCCCAGCUGAGUCGCGGCGAGGACAACGACGAUGACAGCGACUGCAUCAGCGGUAGUUCCCGGUAUAGCCACCAGGGAUCAACCCGCUCUGGCGUCUCACGCCGUCGCAUGCCUGCCCGUGUGGCCAAGGACAACUUCAAUCGCGUCUGCAGCGUCAUCAUGAAGCCUGCCAAAAAGAAGCAACGCAAGGAGCUCAACACCAAUGCCCAGACAUUGCGCAGCAUUGAGAAGCUUUACACCAGCAAGAAGCUAAAGAAGUUCACGCCGGCCAACCUGGAAACGAUUUUCGAGGAGCCCAGCGAUGAGAAUGCCGCCGAUGCGGAGGAUGACAGCGAGGAGUGCUCCAUCAGCAGCCAAGUGCGAAUCGUCAAGUUCGGUGCACGCAAGCUGCGACGUGCCAUCUCCUUUAGCGAUGGCCUCAACAAGAACAAGAUGCUGCUGAAGAAGAAGAACCGCCGGCAGAAGGUAAAGAAGACCUUUGGCAAGCAUUUCGCUUUGAAGAAGAUCAGCAUGAGCGAGUUCCAUGAUCGCUUGAACAAGAGCUUUGACAGUGCCAUGCUCGAGGGCGAGGAUGAGCCACCGGGCGAUCUAGCAGAGCUGCCCAAGACGGCCAUGACCAUGGAGGAUAUACAGCUGCCGGGAGGCCAGCAAUUGCUUUAAGAGAGACUGAAAAAUCCAUUUCAAUCAUCUUUUUCGCAUCAUUAAAACAACCAACUAGUUGAUAGUGGCCAAGAAACUCGUACUGAUACCAACUAUGAAGCUAGGAUUUACGUUUAAUGUACGUGUAAAUAGCAAGUAGAGGAAUUAAAAUAGAGCUACACCUAAAACUAAACUUAUACAGCCAUGGAAUACGAUUCUGUGCUUAGCUCGUAAGAAGUAAAAGUAAUAAUUUAUAAUAAUAAGAAGUAAUAAACGUUGCAAAAGGUUA
Drosophila kikkawai is the source of this 1268-nucleotide messenger RNA. It is a transcript of the gene tant, whose product is annotated as tantalus. Lineage: Eukaryota; Metazoa; Arthropoda; Insecta; Diptera; Drosophilidae. The record is from RefSeq and is a predicted model, not a curated record.